This is a messenger RNA of Hyaloscypha bicolor E, 1251 nucleotides long. RefSeq lists its product as uncharacterized. Gene Ontology annotation, molecular function: inositol phosphoceramide synthase activity. The record is from RefSeq and is a predicted model, not a curated record. Lineage: Eukaryota; Fungi; Ascomycota; Leotiomycetes; Helotiales; Hyaloscyphaceae. The coding region runs from base 1 to 1251 and encodes 416 amino acids. Gene Ontology annotation, cellular component: inositol phosphoceramide synthase complex. The transcript has 3 exons. Gene Ontology annotation, biological process: inositol phosphoceramide metabolic process; sphingolipid biosynthetic process.
AUGGGCCACCCGAACAUGACGGUUCCAUACGAGCCGCCUCAAUGGAAUUCAGCUCCCGCUUGGAAACUGCCUGGCUGGGGAGAGCCAGUGAUGGUCGCGAGUAUUUUAAUUGCUUCGAUGGUAUUCAAUAGGAGACGCGGCUUUCGCAUUUUGGACAGGAGGAGACGGAGGAGGGAUGGUCUUUUGGACGACGAGCCAGAUUCAGCCCGAUCUUCCGACGAUCUCUUGACAAGAGAUCAAAUGUUGGCCAAUGAAAGCGACGACGACGUGAGCGCAGAAACCCUGUCCACGGUGAAGAAUGCGCCGAAAAAGAGAAGAUGCUGCGGAACAGUACUCUACACACCAAAUACGUCUCGAUUUGCGGACCACUUCCACAGCAGGAUCAUGCAGAAAUUCCCGUUCCUGAUGGAAAUGUUCUACUGGAUUAUCACCUUCGCCUUCUACCGGAUUUCGAAGAUCCUUUCGCAGGCCGUUUUCUCGAAAACUGGAAUUUGGGAGAUAGCGAUGGAUCACGGGCUAGCCAUUCUCGAGUUUGAGCAGUUUUCGUGGUUGAGCUUCGUGUGGCCCGUCCACGAGCGGGACGUCCAGCAAUGGUUCAUGCAUGGACAUCAGUCAUUGUUGACUAUUCUGAACCGAUCCUAUGCCUUGAUCCACAUUCCAGGGACCGUCGGCUUCCUUGGGUGGUACUAUUAUGUUGCGCCUUCGUUCAAUACCUUCGCAGUCGUCCGGAGAACCAUGACUUUGACGAAUUUCCUUGCCUUCACGAUUUUCAUCUUUUAUCCGUGCAUGCCACCACGGUUACUCCCCCCGGAAUACGGCUUCCUUGACAGUGUUGGCCGAAAUAACGGACAGAGUGUAUGGAUGGAGGGCAAAUACGUCAACUCCUUGGCAGCCAUGCCCUCGAUGCACUUUGCAUAUGCCUUCUCCAUUGGUUGCGUCAUGAUGUACCAUUCCGGAAUCUUCAGAAGGACCCUCGAGCCAGGAGAGAUCAGAAAAUCGAAGCUUUGGGUCACAUUUUACGUUUGGUUCGGUCUUUUUUAUCCUCUCUUCAUUCUGGUAACAAUUGUCGCAACGGCCAAUCACUACUAUCUGGACGCUUGUGUGGGAUUCUUGGUUACCAUCAUUGGUUUCUUAUGUAAUAGGGUGUUUUUGGUGUUUUUACCUUUGGAGGAUUUGCUGCUCUGGUGUUUGAGGCUCGAGAAACCUGUCCCAUCAACCGCAGAUGGGGCUCGAAGAUCGAUCCGGGCGUAG